Effrenium voratum is the source of this 429-nucleotide messenger RNA. Lineage: Eukaryota; Dinophyceae; Suessiales; Symbiodiniaceae. The record is from the annotation of a GenBank genome assembly.
AUGUACAAGCUGCCGAGCGUGAACUCGCCCUUUGCACGGCCCUACAUGACCAACCACCUGUGCCAUCAGGACCGGCUGCGGAAGGAGUUCCACGGCUCCGUGCCGCCGGAGCUGGUGCCGCACCUGGACGCCCCCCUCUGCGAGGCCUCGCGGCGGAAGUUUGGGCUCCCACCAUCAGGGUCUGCGCCAAACCUGCUGCCGCAGGAGCGGUACCCCAAGGGCAGUUUCAACCGCAUGAACAACGACUCCUCCAACUUUGCCAGGUCCUUCGGCCUGGGCAGCUGGGAGGGCUCGGGGGGAAUCAACAGCUUCCACCGGCGCUACUUCGGGCCGGUCACCAGAGUCGAAGACAUCGGGUACGACUUCCGCGACCCGCUGCUCUCGCAGAAGCUCGGGAGGAUGCGGUCCAGCUCCAUGCCGAGAAGCUGA